Molecule: messenger RNA, 9040 nt
Organism: Haliotis rufescens (red abalone)
Lineage: Eukaryota; Metazoa; Mollusca; Gastropoda; Lepetellida; Haliotidae
Product: adenylate cyclase type 1-like
Exons: 21
Coding region: 619-6159 (1846 amino acids)
Biological process (GO): cAMP biosynthetic process; intracellular signal transduction; adenylate cyclase-activating G protein-coupled receptor signaling pathway
Cellular component (GO): plasma membrane
Molecular function (GO): adenylate cyclase activity
Source: RefSeq, a predicted model, not a curated record
GUUGCGGUCUGAACCAUUGGGAGGGAGACAGAGAGGGAAACUCUCACGUGUGACGUCACCCAUGUCUAUUUUUGGCCUCUAAUGCUUCUGGGCCCUGACUGCAGUGGAAGAGUGUUGAGCAUAUCUGUAUCGAAGCCCGGCCUGCCCCUGCACAAUGGAGAGCGGUAGGACUAGCUUUCGAUCCACUUUACAGUAGUUCCACUGAAUCUACCAACACAAAUAGGCCAGUUUGCAAACGAAAGGCCUGUUGCACGUUCGCACCAUGGCGCUCUCUCGCCUUUUCUCUCUAUCCAUUUGUCGCCUGCUCAGUGCAGAUGUAUCGUCUGCUCUCUGUACGAACAUCGCCUGCCCGUGACAUGUGUGUUGGUCUAGUGCGCGGGAUACUAGAAAGAAGAUUACAUUUGUGAUUUGCCGGACUAGCAUUCUCUGUCGGGAAACUGCAUCAGUUAGUUGCUGUCGCCGAGCACGGUGGAGUUUCUAGGCUCGAGUUGGAUUACUUCAAGAAACUUUGUGAGGGCAAUGUAGACAGCCACGUUUAUACCGACUCGGACCAUGUCUGACUCACACUCACAGGAUCUUAAUAGUGGUGUAUGUUUGUAACAAGGAACAGACUUUAACAUGGAGAAUACCCCUAUGUUGAAGACAUCUCGUCGACCACGAGUCCGCCGUCUGUUCAGUCGUUACCACUUCCACUGUGACGAACUGGAGCAUCUGUAUGGGAGAUACGUUUACAAGCUUCAACAAUCGGCUUUGGGAUACUUGUUGGGGCUUUUCAUACUCCUUUCGUUAUGCCUAGCGAUCCUGGAUUUCUCCUAUGCAAAAUAUGUGACUGUGGAGGCCCUGUACCUCACUGUACAGUUUGUAGUGUUCUUAGGUUUGCUGAUACUGAUUAAUACCCGCUGUAUGAAGGAGAUUCACUUCCCUGUUGUGUGCUACGUUGUGCUCCUGUUAUUAAUUUGCUUCGCAAUCUCAUCUCUGCCCCUGGAUUUUGGAUUGGAUAUACCUGAUCGUCCACGUCCUAAGAAGAACCUUGCGGACGGAGUAUGGCAGACCGUGUAUGUCAUAUUUAUGAUAUACGCAAUGAUGCCUAUAAGGUCCCUCAUCGCUAUACUUUUGGGAUUUUUGUUACCUGUGCUCCACCUGACUGUCUCUGCCCUAGUUGCCAACAGGUUCCCCUUGUUGCUAUGGCGACCGCUUGUGGCGAAUGGUGUGCUCUUUCUGAGCGUCAACAUAGCAGGGAUAUUUAUUCAUUAUCUCACACAGAGGUCUCAGAGAAAAACGUUCAUUGACACACGCAACUGUAUAGCAGCUAGAUUAGAAAUACAGGAGGAAAAUGAAAAAUUGGAAAAGCUCCUUCUCAGUGUCUUACCUCAACAUGUCGCCAUGGAGAUGAAAAAUGAUAUCACUACGCCUCAUCACGGAAUUUUUCACAAAAUCUAUAUACAACGUCAUGAUAACGUAUCAAUAUUAUUUGCUGAUAUAGUUGGGUUCACCAACCUUGCCUCUCAGUGCACAGCACAGGAACUGGUUAGAAUAUUAAAUGAGCUGUUCGGAAGAUUUGAUCAUUUAGCAAAGAACAACUACUGUCUGCGCAUCAAGAUCCUCGGAGAUUGCUACUACUGUGUGAGUGGCCUCCCCGACCCCCGGGCCGACCACGCCCACUGCUGUGUCGAGAUGGGUCUGGAUAUGAUUGAAGCUAUAGCGACGGUGUGCGAAUCUACAGAUGUCAAUUUAAAUAUGCGCGUUGGGCUCCAUACAGGGAGAGUGUUGUGUGGAGUUCUGGGCCUCAAGAAAUGGCAGUAUGACGUAUGGAGCAAUGACGUCACUCUGGCCAAUAGGAUGGAGGCUGGGGGUCUUCCAGGACGUGUCCACAUCACCCAGGCAACGCUUGACAACCUCCAUGGACAGUAUGAAGUCGAACCCGGCCAUGGUGGGGACCGGAAUUCCUACCUGAAGGAGGAGGCAAUCGAGACCUACCUCAUCAAGGCCAAGCUCCCAAGGAGGCCCGGCGUGUUUCAUCAGAAGGACUGGACUGGUUUACGGCCGAAGAAGUUGUCAUUCCGGAACGUCACCAACUGCGUCAUGCGAUUGAUGCAGUCCGUCAAGUUCAAUGCUGAAAUCCCAUUCCAGAAUGUUCUUACCCCAACACAAGACGAGAAACCAGUUCAUAAGUUCAGUGUAUUUGCCUCGAUGACAGACAAACUACGUAAACCCUUCAAGGAACGGCACUCCCACCUGCCUGAACCUCGGGACCGUGUCAACAAGUACCUGGCCCAGGCCAUCACAGCCAGAAGUGUGGAGAGGGAGAAGACCAACCACGUGAAUGUCAUUACCCUCAGAUUCCGCUGCUCGGAGACGGAACGCAGAUAUCAGACAGUUGAGGACUUUGCGUUUGGCGGCAGCCUCAUCUGUUCCCUGCUGCUGCUGCUAUCUGCUGCGGGACUCCAGGCGGUGAUACUACCCAGAACACUUUUGCUCCUGAUGCUGUUUCUUGCGUCCUUCACGUGGAUCGCCAUCGUCCUAAUGCUCAUUCUCAGUGUCAAGAUCAAGUGCACGCCUUUUGAUAUUCGGAAGUCCGCCGCCUUGAGACUGUUUAUUAUGAUAACUACCAUCGUCCUCAUCUACGCUACUGCUCAAGUUAACGUGUUCUGUUGCAAGGGUGGGAAUAUAUUUGCCUUUCUUACCAACAUCACGAUGACGUCAUCAAACGACAACCACCUGAAGUGCGAUAUGCCCCAGUACAUUUACCUGAGCUCCAUUGUGUCCUUCAUCUGUGUGUCCGUGUUCCUCAAGCUGUCCUCCUGCAUCCGCCUCGCUCUCAUGCUCAUAAUGGCGGCUUUCUACUUGGUGUUGAUGGAGUUUACACAUAAGAUUGUCUUUGACAAUUUUGAUGGCAAGGGCACGAAUUCGGGAAACUCAUUAGGCGCAACGGAGACGAUAAGAAGCGAACCCCUAAUUCCCACCCACGUGUCCGGCAUCGUGUGUCUCAUCAUCUUCAUCAUCACCUUGUUUGUCCAGGGUCGACAACAGGAGUGGACAAACAGACUAGACUUCCUGUGGAAGGCUCAGGCGACGGAGGAGAAGAUCGAGAUGACAGACCUGCAGACCAACAACCGCCAGAUCCUGUGUAACCUCCUCCCCACCCACGUCGCCGCACACUUCAUCGACAACGGCAGUAGGAGUCACAUGGAGCUGUACAGCCAGCAGUAUACUAAGGUGGGCGUCGUUUUCGCCUCUAUCCCAAACUUCUCCGACUUCUACAUCGAGCUCGAUGCCAAUAAUCAGGGUGUGGAGUGUCUCCGGGUGCUGAACGAGAUCAUCGCUGACUUCGACGAGCUACUGAAUGAGCCCCGGUUUCGAGCUAUAGACAAGAUCAAGACCAUCGGCAGCACGUACAUGACAGCCAUUGGUUUAAUGCCGGAACAUCUGAUCCAGGACAACGACGUCUCCGUGACGCAUCACAUGACGGUCCUGGCUGAAUUUGUGUUUGCGAUGAAGGAGAAGCUCAGAAACAUCAACGAGAACUCCUACAACAAUUUUGUUCUAAAAGUCGGGAUGAGCAUCGGGCCAGUGGUCGCAGGCGUGAUCGGGGCCAGGAAGCCGCAGUACGACAUCUGGGGGAACACCGUCAAUGUAGCUAGUCGUAUGGAAAGUACUGGCAGGCCAGAUUACAUACAGGUGACGGAGGAGGUGUACUCGCGACUGAAGGAGGUGUACGAGUUCAAAUGUCGCGGCAAGAUCAGCAUCAAGGGAAAAGGGGAAAUGAUCACAUACUUCCUCGUUUGCCGGAAGUCGGGGGGUUUCUUCCCAGACUACCCGUCCCCUCUUUCACCCGACAGCCCUCGGUUACCCAGACCUCCGUCACGUGAAUCACGCGAGAGUAUGUCUAUGAGAUACGGAAGUGGAAAUAAUAUCCGGGACUCCGUAAAACAGGGUUCGUUGACCUCUCAAGGGCGAGGUGGCAACGGCUAUGGUGCUAUUAGUUUAGAGCGGCAGCCAAGCUUAGAUUCGCAGAGAGGUAAUAUGCCCACUCCUCCUGGGAGUUUAAGUAAGAAUUCCAGAAGGAAGAACAGUAAUGACAGUCCCAGGAACCCACUGCGAAAGUUGAGCAAUUCCUCCGUGACAAACUGUUUGUCUGGUGACGUGAACAAUCAGGGAAGAGUGGAGUCCCCAGAGCUGCCAGCCAUACAUUACAUGAACAUCAAGAUGCAGGGCAAGACAGACAGGUCAAGAUGCAAUGUUAUACAAAAUGCAAUGUUUGAUAGUCUCAAAGAAUCGAAUAAUGAAAAUACAAUAUACAGAAACGUGCCUUCUCAUUGUACAAGUCCCACCGACUCCUCCGCAGCCACUAGUCCAGCUAGUGUUCGCAGUCAGAGUCAGAUGACGCAGACUUUCCAGGGACAGAAUUCCUCCCAGCCGAUAAGAAGAACCACCCAUGACAUGACGAGUAAGCCUCCCAGUGGGAACACCACGGCUCUUUAUGCUCGGCCCACGCCUUUAGUCUUUGCAGGGGUAGCUCCAUUUAUGAAGCAGCCUUUGAAGAUGCCUAGUCCUGACGAUUCUAUUCCCGAGGAUCCUAAUAUCAGAAAUAGUAAAGCAUUCUUACUUGAAAAGGAUAUGCCAGAGAAAGAGAUUAUACCAAUGAGCAAUAUUAUCAAAGAACUUGGUCAAGUCGUCUCCCCUUCACAUCCAAACAGACCUUUCCUGAAGAGCGUUGCUCGUCCUCCGUUUUCUGCUACUCCCAUACGACAGGACGAAGAGAAGUUUGUGACAGCAGUUUAUAGAGAGCCCAUUGAUAGGUCACACUGUUCUACGCCGUCUCAGAAAAGCAAUGCCUCUUCAGAUAGGAAUUCUACCAACGGUGAAAAGAAGUCUCCUCCCAAACCAGCGCCCAAACCAGAGAUCCGACGAUCAUCCUCUGGGUCAAGGGAGAGUAACUCUUCCGGCUCAACCCUUACGCCAACGUCUGCUCUUGUGGUAAGUGUUGAUGGUAAGACUAUGUCCAUCCUCCCUCCAAGCCCAGAAAGCCCAUCUCUUGCGUUGAGGAGAGUGCCGUCGGGGGGAGACAAGCAAAAGAUGAAUGGUGUUUUGUCUGAAGAAAACCUAGCGAGACAAUCACCCAGACUGCCAAAGGGACGAUCUGCAGUUUUUAAAAGGCCACUGACAAAUGUAUCUGACGAUGACAAAGACUCUGUUAGUUCUCGACCCAUGAGCGACAAUUCAUCUAUUGUGUUGUUACAACCGAUAGAAUUAAAACCUUCUCGACCUUCUUAUAUUCGUCAGAUUACCUUGCCAGAAGGGAAAUAUUAUGACUUAGAUAUGAAGUAUUUUGAUAUUCCCUAUCGCAGUCUGGAUAGGCAGAUUUCAAGGUCCAGUGAUACCAUCAACAGUAUACCAAGAUGUCCUCCUACACCAAAGUUUCCAGUCCCUUCAGCAUCUUCAUCUCUCACUCAACUGCUGCAGGAGCUCACUGGAGAACCACACUGUCAAUGUGACGGAUUGCCCUCCCUCAGACCCCGAUUGAGUAGCCCCAGGGCGGGGCGUUCUCCCAGAGAGGUCAGUAAAUCCAGUCGAAUUCCCAGACCAAAAGCUGCAAACCAAAACGGUCCGACCAAACCAGAUAGUGAUGAUCCUAAACAAAACGAUUCUUCAAAAACUAUUCCAGCUCAGCAUAACCGUCUGUCCAUUAACCCUUUCCAAGUGAAACGUCGUCAAGCCCACACCAUGCCACCACGGCACUGUCGAAGUCUGGACUAUAUCCCCAGCGAUCGGGAGGAUUACGCUUCAGCUAUGUCAUCCAAUGCUUCAUCAACGUGUGGAAGUCCUAAAAUCAAGCAUUCAUAUUUGAUCCCACUGAUAUUCGGGAAACAGCCCACAACCUUGGACAACAUCAGCGUAUCCUCUCUCGCCAGCAGCAGUGAAAUGUCAAAGAGUGACCCUGCUGUGAACUUUGACUCGGGGUCAGCGGCGUAUGAAUCUGAGUAUGAUAAUUAUAGGCCGGGAAUGGCUAGUGACGAGGACUACUUUGCUCCUGACGCUGUAAGCGAUGUAGAUAUUGAUAUGUUUGAUGACAUCAACAUUGACAAUGUUACUGUGAGCGAUUCCUACAGCCUUGAAAUGCCCCUUCGCCGCCUACAAAAGAAAGUAACUGAUGUAUGAUAACAGACACGCUAACCUACCCCUCUGUCGCUAUCUCUUGUGUUAUCUAAUAUUCUAUGACCUUGUAGGGAAGAAUGUGUCAAAUGAUCAUCAAGCGAUGACGAUGUCUCUGUAAUGUUUGGUGCUGCCAGAUAGAUACAUGAAACGUCAAUAAAGAUUGAUGACAAAGAACACCAAUGAGAUUAACUUUUGUGGUGCUGCUUAUGCCUAUUAUUUUACCUUAUGAUGUUGAACCAGUUUUUUCGAAAUGCUGCUGAUGAUGUUUCCAACGUUGAUGAUCAACGAUAUUGCUGCUAUGUCUCUGAUUGUUUUGGAAUUACCAUUUGGUCCUUUUGGAGAACGAGAGUCAACACAAAACUACAGAUCACAUCUGACAGACACCUUGCCACUGAAGGACUUCAAACUUGAAUGAGCAUUUGUCGAUUACUGUUAUUUCCACGUUAGAUCGGGCUCCAGUCAUGUGACUCUGAUAUCAUAGAAAGAUCAGACAUAACAAGCCAGUAUUGUUAAGGUUUCAGAUGGUUCAGGAUUUGAAGUGAUCUGGAGGUUGCAGGUAUAUAAUGUAUUUCAGUGGGGAAAUUCCUGCCGGUCGGAAGUGACGUUGAGAUGAUGGCCUGCCCAUUGUGACGACACCAGACGGUCAUUCAGGAUAAUGACAAGUUCAACCUGAAGUCAACCGGAUAUUCGUGUGUUGUGUCUAUCAACUGACUGAUAUUGUCGGAGCACCUGUGAUUGUGUACAUGAUUCUCAUGUUUGGAAAGGCCAUUUAAUAUUUGAUUGGUAAGCGAUUAAUAAAGUCAUUUUGGAACGUCAUGUACUUGUGACCAGCGAGGAGUUUAUGUGUCUAAACAUAGUACUUGGUCAAUCCUGGAAUGUCUCCUAUAAAUGUUAUCCGCUGGUUAUAUAUGAUAUAAGCUAUUAUAAUAGCCUCUGUGGAUGAUUGACCUGUUUGGUACUACUUUGUCACGUUCUAGUUCUUGUAUAACUUACUCAACCACAGUACUCAGUGGUUAUUGUCAUUUUGUAUUAAGUACUACGAUUUGGGGUACAAAAUGAAAACAAUUAUUUCCGAGUUCUACCAGGAACAAACUCGGAUGAAAGGGACCCGUGUUGUAAUCAUAGAGUGUAUGUAAGCCAUACGAACGGCGUAUUUGGAAGAGAAAUAUGUUUAAGAUAUCACAUCAUUGUGUAAUCGCAUGUUACAGCAUUAAUACUUCAAAACCACCUGUGUGUCAGCAUUAUACCAGGGCUCUUGAGCUCCGCCAAACUGGUAAACAUCAGCGAUCCCCGCUCCUUCCGCUUUCAGCUGACACGCCGGUAUAAAACUGAAUUGUGUCCCUUGGACGUUCAAGAGUCCGAUGGUCGAGUAUGGAUCCCAUAUUUGCCCUAUUUUGUAUCCUUGCAUGGCUUGUCAGCGUAAAUACUCGUUCUCCUGAGCUUAACCAAAAAGGUAAACGUGUAAGACCUUAUGGUAGUAUGCCCACCCACACGUAUCCCACGCCAAGGCAUGCCAAUAUCCAUCUGUUUCACUUUGAUCCCAACCAUUUCCUUGACACUUGAUGUUUUGAAUCCACAGACUUAGGAGAGAUGUGUUGCUACUGCAUGUAUGUACACAACCUUUACGCUGUCUUUGCUUAAGGACUUAUGUUGUUUGAGAUCUAUUUCCAACAUUGUGCGACCGAGACACCUUCUUGGGUAACUUAUGGACAGUUAAAGGUGAGACUUCUUGUGUAGCAGGGGUUUGUUUAGACCUAAAAGGACGUGAUGAUAAGGCUGAGUGGGAAUCACUUCCAUGUUCAUGUGCAUAAUAUACUGGUCUUAUGACGUGAUGUUCGUGAUGUCGUGAACACUUAAUGUCUACAUGCGUAUUUAUACUUAUUUAUGUGUAUGUUACUAUUAAACCAUGAUCCAUGAAAGGUCAAGAUUGCGAAUAUGCUUGUAAAUACCAUUUGUUGUCUGACCAGAUGCUCUUAUAUUUAUUUCAUGAUUUCGUGAACUUAACUAUAUAUGUGUUUGAGAACAAUCAUUCGUGAUCUAAAUUUGUCGGCUCUUUCUUGGAGAACAAGGAUUUGUAGAACUUUCGGAUGAUUUUGUCUGAUUGCGAUACCUGACGAUUUUCUUUUUGUUGAACAUCGAGGGAUAACUAUGUAUUGUUUAUUAUUUAGUCACUGACAAUGUUCACACGUGUCAAAAUAUAUCAGACCAUGUUGAGAUGUUUUGAAUUGUCAGAUGUUAAAACCUAAAACAAACAGGUGCAUAUAUAUGUGGCCGUAUUGGGCGGACUAUAUUGUUGACCAUGUCGGUAUGUAGACUAUGUGAAUGUAGCCCUGACCCGAAUAGAGUGUAUGCUUUGUAAUAGAUACCAGGAGUACUACAGAACUUCCUGUACACAUACAGCUGACCUUCAUAGACACAUUUAGGAAAUACACAAAAACUGCAUUUAAAUAUCUGUACUGACAAAUGUGUAUUGAACGUAAAGCAGUGAACGUUUUUCGUCUUCAGAAUUAUUUCAUUGAAUGUAGGAUCGCCGUGUGUAUUUUCGGAGUUAGAGAAUCUUCGGAUAUGUCCGGCUUUUCCCUCAUGCUGGGGAAAGUCGAGUAUGUGCGAGGCAAACUGACUGAAAGCAUGCGUUCUCUUUUCGGGACAGGACGAUAUCGUGAAUGUAAAUACAGUUGUUGAAGCCCAGCACGUUAUGACUCGCGGAUCUAUAUAUGCAAGUUUGGAUUGGAUCCCGUGUUUGAGAAACAAUCAUCCUUUGAUUAAUCAUACCGCAAUCGUUAGCAGUUGGUUGCUUCCCUGAUGUCGGAUGUUAUCGGUAUUUGACGGAGAUUACCGAAGGUAUUUCAUGCAUUUUUGUACGAAAUAAAAUCACAUUUGUCAA